Messenger RNA from Paramacrobiotus metropolitanus, 3707 nucleotides. Its product is annotated as atrial natriuretic peptide receptor 1-like. The transcript has 21 exons. The coding region runs from base 242 to 3457 and encodes 1071 amino acids. The record is from RefSeq and is a predicted model, not a curated record. Gene Ontology annotation, biological process: receptor guanylyl cyclase signaling pathway; intracellular signal transduction; cGMP biosynthetic process. Lineage: Eukaryota; Metazoa; Tardigrada; Eutardigrada; Parachela; Macrobiotidae. Gene Ontology annotation, molecular function: guanylate cyclase activity; ATP binding; peptide receptor activity.
GUUACCCGGCCGCCAGUGGAAGAACCGACAGUCGUUAUGCAUAUAAGAGAAAACGUGCUUUUUCGCUGGUUAUCCUAAACGGACUUCCUCUUCGCCGGUACACCAACCGCUUUACACGCACAAUUACAAUAUCAACGUAUAAAUGUGUUCGCUGAAUGUCUUCAUAGUCCGGGUAGUGCAUCUCGCGACCGCAUUUUAAUUUAACUAAUUAGCGUUUUUCUCCCAAACUCUGCCUGCUGGUAUGCUGCAAUUGCUGUCUCAGAUUAUUACUGUGUGCGCCGUGGCGAUUUCCGUGAUAUCCGGUGCGAAAAAGACCGAUUCGGCCAAUCUGACUGCAUGUUUCAUCUGGGAAGAUGAUUCGUAUUAUGCCACUUAUCUGAAAUUAGCACCGGCACUCGACAUGGGCGUGGAUCAUGCCAAUAGUUUUGUAUUGCCUAAAGGCUGGAAUAUCCAGGUGGUCUACCGAAGUUCCGGUGCGUCAUGCUCCAAAACCAUGUACUCACUUAUCCCCGGUGUCUACGAUUUACUGGCCGAUGGCGUGCAGUGUGAUGUAUUUUUGGGAGCAAGUUGCUCGUACACGGCUGCUGCUUUAUAUGGCUUUGCAAAAAAACUCAACGUUCCACUGCUGUCACUGCCAGCCGGGGGCGCAUGGACUCUCCAGGACUCCAGCCUGGAUGAUUUUCCGCUUCUGUUAAUGCCGGCAUUCGGUUACGGCGAUCUGGCGGAAUUCCUUAUCAGUUUUUGUGACCUUUAUAAUUACAGUAACCUGGCCAUAUUUCGCGAUGAUUCCUACCCAUAUUAUGGAUCCAUGGCUGAGCCGAUUGUACGCUUUAUUAAAGAGAACAGUCCAGAUCUGUUCCAGGGCACCACAGUUUUGACGGUGCGUUCUGUGGGGUUUACACGCCAGCGAUACAAGACACUGUUGGCUAGCGCCAAUGAUCGAGCUAGAGUGUUUCUGAUACUAAUACAUUCGAAAGGGAUCCGCGAAUUAAUGCUCGCUGCCAAUGAAAUCGGGUACACUGAUGGUGAUCACGUAUUCCUGACUAUACAGCUUUACGAGUUGGCGUACUGGGGUCGGAUCGCACCCAACAUUGGUGACGCUUCUGACAAGUUGGCAGCGCAAGCCUUUCGACAUUUACUGUUGAUUGCGUUUUACGAACAAGAAGCCCCAAAUGAGGAAAAUUUUGGACGACAGCUGCGAAAUAUCGCUCGCAACAAAUACAACUUCGUUAUGAAUCCUCUGGAAUCGAUCGAUCCCAUUGUGGCGGGUCAUUACGAAGCGAUUAUGAUGUACGCCUCAGCGGUGACGGAUCUGUACAACGAUUCUUCCAAUACCGUUGAUUACCACAACGGUACUUUGCUCAUCACCUACAUGUCCAAUACGUCGUUUACCGGCUUCGAAGGGAAAACCAUGUGGAUCGGUGAGGAUCGUCAGCGGGAUAAAGAUUUCCAAGUGUCCUAUUUUAACCGGGCUUCCAUGAAAUUUGAACCAUUUUUACAGUAUUUGCAGCAUGCUGUCGAUGGAGCAAAAAAUGCAACCUUUAAUCAUGUUAACGAGUUAAUGUGGCCGCGUCCUGGUGGCAAGCUUCCUCCUAACGAACCGGUCUGUGGAUUUCGUAAUAACAAAUGCCAAACGAGUACGCUAUCGACGCCGCUGCUGGCCACCGCUGUCGUCGUCCCCUUGGUGUUCGUCAUGUGCAUAGCGAUUGGAGGCGGGAUACUGUUCGUUAAAUUAUGGAAACUUCGUCUGCAAUACAAUCCUAAUUGGUGGAAAAUCCCUGUGGAAGAACUGGACGUUAAGCAGAACAGGACUGCUAGUGGAUCGAAAAGAACUUUGAGAAGCCAUUCGACAGCCGGAACUGGCUAUACCUCGUAUUUGGUGGAUAUUCUGGCAUCGUAUAACGGAGUUCUUGUCGAGUUGACCGACGUCGUGGACCUGAACAAGCGACCAGAUAAAACGCUCACUGAGGAACUUACCGUGAUGAAAACUGUCGAUAAUGGAAAUCUACAACACUUUAUUGGCAUUGCGCUGACUGCUCAAGAUGUUUGUCAGUAUAUCGUGGCUGAGUUGUGCUCCAAAGGAUCUCUGACGGACGUCUUGGACAAUGAGAUGCUGAAACUAGAUUGGUUUUUCAAGAAUUCUUUGAUUCGGGAUAUUGUUAUGGGUAUGACCUACAUCCACCUGAGUCCUAUUCACUCCCACGGCUUUUUGACAUCCUUCACGUGCCUGGUGGAUACACGCUUUACCUUGAAAAUUUGUGAUUAUGGGCUUACGAUAUUCCGUAAAGCCUCCGAUUUGUUGCCCUUUCGGCCCGGUGAUACCGAAAGGUCACUGACCAAAUUGUUAUGGCGUGCACCCGAGCUGCUGCGGCAGGCAAUGCCGCCGAAAGGCACACAGAAAGGUGAUGUUUACAGUUUCGCCAUCAUAAUACAGCAAAUUAUUCUGCGCAGCGGACCGUUUGAACUACCGAAUGAUCCUCUGGAAUUAUCCGACAAGGAGAUUAUUCAGGAGAUUAUAGCGGCCAACAUCCCGCCGGUGCGUCCGCGUGUGCCUCGUUCAUCCUGUUCUAACGAACUGUACGAUCUGAUGGAGCGCUGCUGGGAGGAAGUACCGCUCGAACGCCCGACAUUUCCUAAAAUUCGCGAAGGUUUAAAGAGAAUUAUGGGCAAUAUUGGGGAUAAUAUUGUGGAUUUGUUGUUUAAAAAAAUGGAACAAUAUGCAUUGGAUUUGGAGCAGAAAGUUGCCGAUCAGACGCGGCAGUUUAUGGAUGAGAAAAACCGCUCAGAACAGUUGCUCAGCCAGCUGCUACCGAAAUCGGUUGCGGCGGCAUUAACCAAAGGUAUCACCGUGGAUCCGGAGGCGUUCGAGAGUGUGACGAUAUUCUUUAGUGACAUUGUUGGUUUCACCACAAUCGCCGCCAAGGGCACACCCAUGGACGUUGUCGAUCUGCUCAAUAGCUUGUACACAUUCUUUGAUAAUGUCCUGGAGAAAUUUGAUGUUUACAAAGUGGAGACGAUCGGCGAUGCGUACAUGGUCUCUUCCGGCCUGCCGGUGCGAAAUGGUAAUCGACACGUGACAGAAAUCGCGUCGAUGGCCUUGGAUCUCUUAACGAAAAUUGAGAGCUUUGUGGUACCGCAUCGACCCGGUGAACGAAUACAGAUUCGUAUUGGAAUUAAUUCCGGUCCGUGUGUGGCAGGAAUUGUGGGACUGAAAAUGCCGCGAUACUGUUUGUUUGGGGAUACCGUUAACGUUGCCUCCAGGAUGGAAUCUACCGGUGAACCGUCUAGGAUCCAGAUUGGUGAAGAAACAAGAAAUCUACUGGAUAAUGUUGGUGGAUUUCUUAUUAUGGAACGCGGACCAAUUUCUGUCAAGGGAAAGGGCACAAUGGUAACCCACUGGUUGUUAUCCCGCACAAGAACGACCAGCGCACCGGUAAAGAAAGAUUCGAGCGGAUGAGAUAACUAAUAUAUUUUGCUCACAAUUUGUUAAGUGUUCAAUGUUGUACACUUUUUUCCUUAUAACUGUUCCUUUAAUAACGGACUAUGUAAUCUUACUGUAAGUAUUAAGUUUGAACUGCAAUCUUAUUACUGGAUCCAGUUUGUCACUGUAUCCCGGAAACAAGCGUUAUUCAUUAAUUAUUUGGAAAUCUUAAUAGCUUUAAAAACCAUAUGAACCAAAUUAAAGUUAGUUGAUUAGAGUGGACUCU